This is a messenger RNA of Fulmarus glacialis (Northern fulmar), 1104 nucleotides long. RefSeq names its product sperm associated antigen 16 (gene SPAG16). The record is from RefSeq and is a predicted model, not a curated record. Lineage: Eukaryota; Metazoa; Chordata; Aves; Procellariiformes; Procellariidae. Gene Ontology annotation, cellular component: axonemal central apparatus. The transcript is spliced from 9 exons. Gene Ontology annotation, biological process: axoneme assembly. The annotation marks the transcript as partial.
AUGGUCAGGUCAGUAGAAAAUUCAGGAGAAACAGUGUUUGAAAGUGUUUUACUCAUCAAGGUCUUCAUUGGAGGUGGGUGUGUUCACCUGAAGGCUGAAAGAAACCUUGAAAGUGUAAAUUCUGUCAAAAAGAACAAGGGCGAAGGUGGUGAUGACAGAUUUAUAGAUGGUUGGUUUAUGAUACUUCUUUUAAGUUGGAACUCAUCACAUGCAUCAGCUGUUUCAGACUUAACAAAAUCUGCAGAAUUUACCAUAACAGAUGACUCUAAAGAUGAUUAUCAGUAUGAAGAGGUUCCAGCAGAUGAUGAAUUAAGUAUUCAGGAAGAUGAUGAGGAUCUGUCAAAGGCUUUGCAGACUGUUCAAGAGCAGGCUGAAGAUGCCCAAAUUCUAGCUUUGCAAUCAGUUCUGACUUCUGAGAAAUCUGUGUCUGAAAUACCUGAAGCAAUGGAUGACUUCUUCUGCAAUUUCCUGGUCAGAUUGGGAAUGUCCAGAACCCUUGACUGCUUCCAAACUGAAUGGUAUGAACUUGUCCAGAGAGGUGUGUUCACAGCCAAAGAUAUUGGAUUGGUUCCAACUGUGUAUGCCCGCAACCAGCAACUUGAAGCUGAGAAUAUGCGUUUGAGGAAAGAUUUGGAAAACUGUAAACUUGCUGCGAACAAAGCAAAAGAGGCUUUCCUAAACAUGCAGAAAGAACGUGACUUCCAUCGAAUGCAUCAUAAGCGAGUCGUCCAGGAGAAAAACAAGCUUAUUUGUGACAUUAAAAGGCUGAAGGCACAUUAUGCAUCAUAUGAACCAGUGCUGAAGCAGUUGACUGAAAAAUACCAGACUACACUGAGGCAGAAAAUGUUAACUAGUUUGGAGAGAGACAGAGCAGUUGGGCAGGUUACAGGUUUGCAAGCCACAUUACAAAAUUUAGAGUCUGGGCGGGCUAUUCAGAUUCCUGUGACAAAAGCAGGCCACGAAUGUCAAAGGAAGAAAGGGUUGGAAGGUCCCACCCAGAAAGCUCUUCAGGAAGCCAGGCAGCAAAAAAUCCUUGAUGCUGAAAGCUCUUCACAUGAUCCAGUCAAAGACGUAGAGAAGAAGAUAGGCAAGAGAUAUCCAAAG